Messenger RNA from Penicillium griseofulvum, 366 nucleotides. RefSeq lists its product as uncharacterized. Lineage: Eukaryota; Fungi; Ascomycota; Eurotiomycetes; Eurotiales; Aspergillaceae. The record is from RefSeq and is a predicted model, not a curated record. The coding region runs from base 1 to 366 and encodes 121 amino acids. The transcript has a single exon.
AUGGUCCUCGACUGGAGCGCCCUAGCUCCCGGCCCGGCUGGAACUGCAAUGCUAGGCGAGAGUGGGAUCGAAGGCGCUGCCCGGCGUGGGCGCGAGCGUAUCCACCGUGAGCAAGCAGAGAAAAGAGAACUUGAAAAGAAAUUCAAGAAUGGUGAUGACACGGCGUCGGAGGUUACAUUGAUACCUACAAACCAACCGAGAGAGCCUGGGUCUAUACAACAGGAGAGGUAUACGGGAGGCGAUGAUAUGCCUAGGUCUUCGAUGGUUUCUGAUUCGGAUACGUCGAUAAAGCGGAAUGAUGGUCGGAGGCAACGUGGGGGUAUUAAGGGGAAGUUGAGUCGGUUUAAGAAGCGGUUGACUGGUUAG